AUGUUCCACCGCACCUUUGCGGCGCUCUCCGAGCGGUCCGGCGUGCCGCCCGACUUUCUCAAGGUUACAGCAUGUCUUAUCUUUUCCUGUGUGUUGAGUCCCAUCCUUCCGCGCCUUUUGUCGGCGCGUAUGCGCCACAUCACGAAUAUUGGCGUCUCUCUCUUUUUCCUGUGCGGAAUUUUGGAGCUGUACAACGGGACGCUCCAGCUCGUCGCCUCGGCCCUAGUUGUGUACCUCAUUGUCAAGUACAAGAUCGGCGGAAAGCAUCGGUUUGCCUGGGUGGCCUUUGCAUUCGAGAUGGCGCACAUUCUAGCGACGCACGUUGCGCGACUGCACCUCCCACUGACCACGAUUGAAAUCUCCGCAAUGCACAUGGUCCUUUGCAUGAACAUAACUUCGUUUGCAUGGGAUUGCUACGAUGGCCAAGUACUAACAAAGGAGGAAUGCGAUGCAUCGCAGCGUGCGACGCGCGUCACAGAAAUGCCGCCGCUGCUCGACUACUUUGGCUACUGCUUCUACUUUCCAGGCGUACUCGUCGGCCCUUCGACCCGCUUCCGCGACUACAGUGCGUGGGCGGCAGGAACAAUGUAUCUUCCGAGCAAGGUGCCACCGCCCGGCCGCUUUGCGAGCGCCGCGCGCGGCAUUUUGUUUGGCUUCGUUGUGCUUGGACUCCAAGCGUUCCUGUAUGAAUCGUGCAGUUACGCGCGCCUGUCCGAUCUCUCCGAUCCCAUCCAACAUACGCCGUUGUGGUACAGACUCGCCUUUGUCCAGCUUGCAGGGCUCGUCGCGCGCUUCCGCUACUUUAGUGUGUGGAGUCUGUCGGACGCCGCGUGCGUCCUUUCGGGUCUUGGGUAUGCAGGUAUCGAUCCGAAGACCCACAAGGCCGUCUGGACACGCUGCAAAAACGUGUACAUCUUGCGCUUUGAAUUUGCAAACAACUGGAAAGAACUCAUGGACGCUUGGAAUACCAACACGAGCAUUUGGCUUCGCAACAAUGUGUACCGCCGCGUUGCUGGUAAAGGCAGGAGGCCCGGCACGCUGGGCACGCUGCUCACCUUUGGCGUCAGUGCCUUGUGGCAUGGGAUCGCCAUCGGGUACUAUUUCACGUUUCUUUCCGGCGGUCUCUACCUUCUCCUUGCGCGCAAACUCCGCCACGCGUUGCGCCCCAUAUUCUAUGCGAAUGUGCGCACGCCGGACCCAGAUUGCUACUCUUGGCGCGCAUAUACGUGGGCGCAGAUUCUGUACUCGGUCGUAUCGACCAUCUUGGUCCAAAUCACGAUUAAUUUUGUCGCCAUGUCGUUCCUUACGCUGGACUUGAAGCCGACAUUAAAUGCGUGGCGCGCAACGGCGUUCUAUGGCCAUAUCAUCCUUGCCGUGGGCCUCGUUGCGUUCCAGCUUGGCCUCGGCAAGGCGCUGCGCCCAUACCAUAUUGAGUCCAAGAAGCAGUAG
This is a messenger RNA of Malassezia vespertilionis, 1449 nucleotides long. RefSeq lists its product as uncharacterized. NCBI's taxonomy places the organism in Eukaryota, Fungi, Basidiomycota, Malasseziomycetes, Malasseziales, Malasseziaceae. Gene Ontology annotation, molecular function: 1-acylglycerol-3-phosphate O-acyltransferase activity; 1-acylglycerophosphocholine O-acyltransferase activity. Gene Ontology annotation, biological process: lipid modification; glycerophospholipid biosynthetic process. The record is from RefSeq and is a predicted model, not a curated record. Gene Ontology annotation, cellular component: endoplasmic reticulum; membrane. Bases 1 to 1449 code for a protein of 482 amino acids. The transcript has a single exon.